Messenger RNA from Papaver somniferum (opium poppy), 1299 nucleotides. Its product is annotated as GDSL esterase/lipase At4g10955-like. The record is from RefSeq and is a predicted model, not a curated record. Lineage: Eukaryota; Viridiplantae; Streptophyta; Magnoliopsida; Ranunculales; Papaveraceae. Gene Ontology annotation, biological process: lipid metabolic process. The transcript is spliced from 2 exons. The coding region runs from base 183 to 1094 and encodes 303 amino acids.
AACUAUUUAUAAUGUCCAUAAUGUCAUAAGAAUAAUUGUACUCCCAACACAAAUCUCCAAUUUUUUUAGUAAACCAUUCAAUUUCUUCAACGAUUUCCGGUGGUUGUUCAUAAUGAGCUUUCAGGCAAAAUGCACAUCACCGAAGAUCUAUAGCUGCUAGCUUAGUUUCUGCUGCCUAUAUAAUGGAGCAUGACCGUCAAGAAAAUCGGCAAGGGUGUGAAGCUCUUGCACCACAAUGGUGGGAGUUCUUCAAUUUUCAACUGCUGUGUCCACUCAUCGAUACUAAUGAUUCCUCAAUCUUUGGUGCUGUAUAUGAAUUCAAUCCAAAGGCUUUUAACUAUUAUCAGACAGGAGUUAUUCCAAAAUAUGUGAUUGCAUUUAGGGGAACCACUAUCAAGAAACAAUCUGUCUCACAGGAUCUGUGGUUAGACCUCAAUAUUAUUAAACAUGGACUUCAUCAAUCAUCUCGCUUUGGAAUCGCAAUGCAAGCUGUUCAAAGGAUGGUAUCUGUAGCUGGAGCUAGUAAUGUCUGGUUGGCAGGACAUUCUUUGGGCUCUUCCAUUGCAAUGCUUGUAGGAAAAAACAUGGCAAAAAUGGGUAACUAUCUAGAUACAUAUCUCUUUAAUACUCCUUUCAUUGCGGCUCCAACAGAAAAGAUUCAUCAUGAAAAAGUGAAGCACGGGGUUCGUUUCGCUAGCAGCCUUGUCAAAGCAGGACUCACAGUCGCCAUGAAGGGUUCCAAAGAAAAUAGAAAUCCAGAUGAUCUGUUUAAUGCAUUAGCUGCUUGGGUACCAAAAUUGUUUGUGAAUCCAGCUGAUCUUAUAUGCUCAGAGUAUAUUGGGUAUUUUGAACACCGUGACAGGAUGGAAUACCUAGGAGUUUCUGGAAUUGAGAGGUUGGCGACGCAGACAUCAGUGACGGGAUUACUAAAGAGUGCAAUUGGAAGAGAAUCGGAAGUAAUACAUGUUGUUCCCUCAGCUCAUAUGACUAUUAAUCGAAGUCCAUCACUGACUUUCAUGGAAGCUCAUGGGCUUCAACAAUGGCUUAGAGAUGAUUUGCAUUUGCAGUCUAAGGCUUACCAAUACAGACUAUGAUUGACAAAUUUUAACAAUAUUCUUGAUACUAUCAAAUCUUUUAGAGUCAAACAAAGAAAAAUUACCCCAAAAUCAAUUUAUUUAUCUUGGACAUUAUCUUUUAUUUUAAAUUUUGAUUAUUUCCAUGUUAAUACAUUUUAAAAUGUUUUGAAUUAUGAACCCUGGAAUGGGUUUCUGUUUAGUGAAAUUUACAGCUGCGGCACAU